AGAACUAAAGCACUCCAAUGGGAAAGAGAAGUCAAUUCGUAUCGAAGCAUGUCCGUUUGACAGCCGAGCAUGGCUUUCCUGAACCGAAGGACAACGAGUUCAUCGUGCGUCUGGUUCGUUCUCGAGGCGGAAAUACCAUGGAGUGCGAAUGUGAGGAUGGGCAGACCAUACUAUGUUGGCUUCCUGCAAAGUUCAGCAAGGUGGUGUGGGCUCAAAGGGGAGAUUUUCUUAUCGUUGCCCCAAACGCAAAGGAGGAAUCGAGCAAAGUAGCAGCGACGAUCUCUCAUAUCCUAUUUCCUGAACAAGUUCAGCACCUCAGAAAGUUGAGCUGUUGGCCAGCUGGAUUUGAUAGCACUGAGUCCAGACAAGAAGGGUCUGCGGCAUCGAGCAGGCCGUCACAAGCAGUGAGGGGUGACGAUGAAGAAGAUGGCGAGGACUCUGAUGGGUCAGGGAGUGACCCUGACUUGUUUGUGAACCAGAACCGUCUUCAUGACGACUCGUUCGAGGAAAGUGAGAGCGACGAGGCAGAGGAGGAGGAAGGGGAAGAAAACAUCUGAUUUGAUCGUUUUCAUCUUAUUCUUCAGUCACGAAACUUCAACUUCCCUCCUGAAUCAAGGACAUCAAUUCUAUCAACCAUGAUGGCCGAUUAUUCAUAUGUAGAUAAUGCUGUUCUCAAGACAUAUGCACUUGCAUUGGCCAAAGGAACCCGAGACUCACGAGACCCGAGAGAGAACGAGACCUACGAUAAGGCAUGGAAGGUCAGACAAGCUUGGUUGAUGGCUGAGAGGUCUGAACUUCCUGGCGACCAAAUUUGUGUGUAACUUCAAUUGAGCUCUAAUAACCCAGAGAGGGAAGUGAAUCAGUGAACUUCACUUGAAACGUU
This is a messenger RNA of Guillardia theta CCMP2712, 883 nucleotides long. RefSeq lists its product as hypothetical. Gene Ontology annotation, biological process: translational initiation. Gene Ontology annotation, cellular component: nucleus. The record is from RefSeq and is a predicted model, not a curated record. The transcript has 3 exons. Lineage: Eukaryota; Cryptophyceae; Pyrenomonadales; Geminigeraceae. Gene Ontology annotation, molecular function: translation initiation factor activity; RNA binding. The coding region runs from base 18 to 557 and encodes 179 amino acids.